GUUGGAGGGCCGGGCCUGAAUGUGGCCCCGCCCCCCGGCGCGCGCACGUCGUCGCGCGGGGCGGGUGUGACGCAGUUGCCCAUGGUAACCCCGGGCCGCGCCGAGGAUGGGUUUACUGUCAAUCCUGCGCAAACUAAAAAGCACUCCGGACCAGGAGGUGAGAAUCCUCCUCUUGGGACUGGAUAAUGCAGGCAAGACUACACUCCUGAAACAGCUGGCAUCAGAGGACAUCAGCCACAUCACACCAACACAGGGCUUCAACAUCAAAAGUGUACAGUCUCAAGGCUUCAAGCUGAAUGUAUGGGACAUAGGCGGACAGAGGAAGAUCAGGCCAUACUGGAGGAACUAUUUUGAAAACACUGAUAUCCUUAUCUAUGUCAUUGACAGUGCAGAUAGGAAGAGGUUUGAAGAAACGGGUCAGGAGUUGGCUGAGCUUUUGGAUGAAGAAAAGCUUAGUGGAGUCCCCGUGCUCAUAUUCGCUAACAAGCAGGAUUUGCUGACGGCUGCCCCUGCUUCGGAGAUUGCCGAGGGACUGAAUCUACACACAAUCCGGGACAGAGUCUGGCAGAUCCAGUCUUGUUCAGCUCUUUCAGGAGAAGGAGUACAGGACGGCAUGAAUUGGGUGUGCAAAAAUGUCAGUGCUAAGAAGAAGUAAAGCGAUCUGAGCUGCAUGGAAAUGGAGGAGCGGUGGGAGCAGAAUUCUAGCCUGAAAACACUAAUUUGCUGCUUUCUGACCAAAUGUUUUUCCAUCUGUGCACAGCUACAGCUGUUAAAAGAAAAAAAAAAGAGAGAGAGAAAAAAAGGGAACAACAUCGGUUUAAGCCUACUGCUGGAUUUGGAACUUGACCUGCUCUUUAGUAUCAUUUUUUUAUCCCAAUAAAGGAAUUACAUAUUUCCUCCCUAUGCAUAAAUAGUAUUAAAUGUCUGAUUAGCAAGCAAGUUUGUAAGCAGAAGCAAGACUGUGAUUCAGUGUGGAGCAGAGGGAGUGGUGAAUUACUGUAGUUGCUUAGAUGCAUAGGACCUGCCCUAUACGCGUGGCUGCUGAGGACACGCUCGGGUGUCAGUCACAGCUUCCCCUCAGUGACAGAUAAAAUGCGGUUGUGUUACCAAUUGUGGGUAGUUUCUUAAAAUAAAGCUGCUAAGGAGUCAUUUGUGUAACGAGGGUAGAAGACUUCCACACAUUCCUAUAGCCAUAAAAGAGGAGUUUGAUCAUAACGAGGCACUGUUGCAUUGCGACACCGCUGUAGAAGGGAGAGAAGGGUUAUAUGUGUAUAAUUGAAGCUCUUUACAGUUGGAAUAAUGCAGGAUGAGCAUGCCUAGGGCUUUUCUCACAGCUGAAGGAGAAUUUAGCCCAGCGUUUCACCUUGAGCCAGCGAAAACGUGGUUCCUCCGUUCAAUAAGUUCCAUAUGUGAGAUUAGUCUUGAUGUUGAACAAUCCCUGUUGAUUUUCCCUUGAUGUUAAGGCAACUCUGCAGGAGAAUGCAAUUAAGUCCAUGAUUACUUUCUAGAAUGAGAUAUCAGGUCCCAGGUUUCCUUUUUGAAAUGUGCAAAAUGUAUUCUCCUACCCCACCACCUCAGCAAGCCUCGCCUAGCCCUGCCAGGGAUUGGGGGACUGCCCCACAGCGGGCUGGCUGCCCAGUGCCUGAGGUCCUCCCAGCCCCAUCCUGGCUGUGGAUUGCCCUGGUGGAGGGUGAGGAUGCUGAUGAACGGCAGAUGAGAAGCACUCUUUAAAACAAGAUUUCAUUCUUCCCUGAACUGACUUUCCCAUAAAAGGAUGCAGUUGCUGAAAUAGGAAAGAGAAUGUGUUUUCCGCGUCCUCGCCCCCAGUUCAAAUCUAGCCCCAGCUGACAGUGGGCAGGAACGAUUACCACGCCAAAGCAGCCAUGUCCUGCAUGAAGCAAGCUUGGUGACUCCUGGGCCAGUUUCUAAUGCACAGAUGGUAAAAUAAUCCCACUGCCCUGCUUGCCAGCUUUGUUUGCUGCCUGCCUGCAAAAGGGCAGAGAAUGACUAGGGACUGCAUUACCCCUUCCACCUCCUGGAGAUGGACUGUCGGGCAGGAUGGGGAAAGCUGCAUGUACUAAAGCAUGUGGCUUUACCACGCGUCAGCGAGUUGACUCAUGGACCCAGGCAGACGGCUGACACCCCUGGAGCUCCCAGCUCUUUUUUCCUCCCUUCCCCUGGAUGUCUCCACCUCACAGCACAAACAUCUGCAGUGUACGUGAAGCAGCCCCUGGCCGCCUACGUGUUACAGCUUGGCAGAUUAAAAUCAUCUGGGGCUCAUUCCAGGUCCCCCCAUAGAUCAGGAUGUACAGUAGCGGUUCAGGGUUGAUCCGCGUGUAGUUCAGCUGUCUGCUGUGGCUGGGGGCAGAGGGACAGCUGGGACAGCAACUGCUUUACCAAUCCAACUUUAAUCUGCCUGCGUCCGUGAGUCAGCACCCUCCGUGUGCAUCUGUCUCCAGCACAGAGGCAGGACAUGCCUGCUGGAGUAGCACAGCCUUGCUUUAAAAACCAGACGACUGGGGAAGGGGCGGGGAAGAGCGGGCUCGUGUGAGCUGUUAAGCAAUAGCUAAUGACACCAAGUGACACAGCUCCGGCUUUGCAUGGAUUGAGUAAGGAGUCAUAAGAUGAGAUGUUCGUUUAAACACAGCUUGCUCGGUGACUCCCCAGCUGCAAUGGCUUAUCAAGAAUGCUGCAGAUUUGGGCAUGGCUUGUUCCUGGGUCAGCCCAAGGAGGAGAAAUUAAUCCUGGCAUCACCUUUUCCUUGCAAUUAAUGUAUUUGCCUGAUGCAAGUGCUGUAAAGAAUUGCAGCCCUCUCCUGUAGGCACACCUGGUGCUGGCUGAGUGGCAGAGCUUUGUGAGGGAUACUCCUGAGCUUUUGAGCUUUGGAUUUGUCCGCAUUGCAUGCCAGAUGCAGAGGGAAAUGCUUGGGUACCUGUCCCCUGGUCCAGGCAGGACAGAGCAAGGUCCCCCAGGGGGCUCAGGCAUUGAUCCUUCUCCCUUGCAAGGGACUUGAGUUGGUGCUUUCCUGCUCCCUACUUUUUUAGCAGUGGCAAAUUUACUCUGUGACACCCCACCUGUGCCACAGUUGGCUUCCUGGAGCUGAAAAGCAUCCAGGAGGGUAAUUUGUUUUUUAAGUCUCACAUUGGUUAAACUUGAAAAUGUGUGUAAAAUAGAUAUGUAGUAAUUUUCCUAUCACUUUAGUUGGGAAGGGAAAAUUGCCUUAUUGAACUCAGGAUCCAGAAACAUUUGCUGGCUCAUUCAUUAUGUUUGCAUGUAGCUACACGUAUUGGUUGCGUGCAUCUGUACUGCCAAGAGUGUCACCUGUAAUCCAGCAGUUAAUUUGGUUUUCCUGAGCAAGGUAGUGAGAGGAAGACCAUGAUAGAGUGAUGUGUUCUGGGAGGAAGGAGGUGGACGGUUAAAAUGACCGUAUCUUAAGUAUAUCACCCUGCAGUGAUGGCUGUAAAUGCUCAUUGUAUUGUAAACAUCUCUCUGUGCAACCUGGUGAAAAUGUAAAAGGAUUUGAGGUUCUGUUCACUUGCUGCUCCUUAUCUGAAUGUAUUUACAUUUGCUAUACCCUCUGCAGGGCUCACUGCCCUGGGUGGCACCUGGCUAAACACCACCUGCACAACUGCCUGGGGCCAGCCAGAAACGCCUGCCCCUGAUCAGUGCAGCCCCUGCCCCUCUCCCAGCCCUUCAGCCGUGCUCUGGUUUACAGCAAUGGCACACACAAGGCUCUGUCCUUCCAACGCUGUUGGCUUUGCCCUCCUUAAGGUGAGGCUGGGGGAAGCAAACCUCUCAUUGGUAUGGGUGGAGCUCUGCCACACUUUGCAUCGAUUCAUAGAUUUUUAAAGCCAGAAGGGAUCAUUAUGUUCCUCUCUCCUGACCUCCCGCAUAACACAGCCCAUUAAACGCCAUCCCUCCAGUGGUGACUCACAGUUGAAUUAGAGCCCCUCUGGUAGGAAGAUACCUGGCCUUGAUUUAAAGGCAUGGAGUGACAGACAGACCCACCCCAGGCCUCUAGAAGUUUGUCACAGGGGUUAAUUCCUCUCCCAUGGGGAGUUUGUUGUGCUUCACUUUCACAUAGUUAAAUCUGGUUCUACCUUUGUGAUAGAUGGAAAGAUGGCUCUCCUGCUCCUACCCCAUUGUGUUCCCUGGAGGGGAGAGGUAGUGGAAAAGUGAGAUUCUCCAAGGGCACAUCAGAAAACAUGAGUCCAAGCCCCUGCUCUGACCGUGAGCACUGGGUGUGGGCAUUCGUAUCCUCCCCUGGCUGUGGCUGUGUCCCCCACUGCAGCUCUGAUGGAGGAUGUCUCUCCCUGCCAUCGGAGAAUGCUUCCCAAAGCCUCUUGCAACCUUCUCCCAUUUUUCCUACUACCAAUAAUGUUUCUUGUACGUUAAUGUUAAUGACUUCUCCCUCUAUCAAAACUAUAACUGGUCACCAGACUCUUUUUUAUGAAGUGUACUGGGAUGAGACCAACCCACUCCAACUCGCCUCCCGCCCCACAGGUCUCACCCUUCUCCAAAAAAGGUGGCGGCUGUUGCAUUCCUUGGGCCGUCUGAGUCCACACAAGCUCUUUCUUUUAUGUUCCC
Messenger RNA from Lepidothrix coronata (blue-crowned manakin), 4587 nucleotides. RefSeq names its product ADP ribosylation factor like GTPase 3 (gene ARL3). The transcript has 6 exons. The record is from RefSeq and is a predicted model, not a curated record. Gene Ontology annotation, molecular function: GTPase activity; GTP binding. Lineage: Eukaryota; Metazoa; Chordata; Aves; Passeriformes; Pipridae. Gene Ontology annotation, biological process: cilium assembly. The coding region runs from base 107 to 655 and encodes 182 amino acids. Gene Ontology annotation, cellular component: microtubule cytoskeleton; cytoplasm.